UACUCUGACAACAUUACGAUAUUAUUUUCAUUAUAUUAUAUUUGAUAUUAAGAGAGACUGUUGUUAGCCACCGAACAAAAUACAUUAUAUUACAAUCGACAAUAUAUUGAAAGAAAAAGGGAUGUAAUGAGAGUUGUUAUUCUUAGUAUAUCCUUCACGCAUGCGCUGUUGUAGUUCUUUGUCAUCUUGAUGUCAUUGUUUUGUGUCUUCUGGAUUCACUUCUGCUGCACAUAUUUAUGACAACAACCUUUAUGAAACCAUAACAGUUAUAGUAUUAUCUCUUGAAUUAUCUUUCACGACUACUACGCAAUUUUGUAACAAUAUCCUUUAUAAAGCAUUUCUAAUACCAGAUGGUGUUGGAAUUAAAGAAUAGUUUUGGUUACCUUGGAUACAUCAUCAAUAUUUAUUGUUUUCUAAAAUACAAGGAAGAUGUUAUACAGAAGGGAUUAACCAUGUUUAUAUAAAUCUAUGUUACAGUACCUGUGAAAUAUUUCCUAUGAAAUUAUUAACAAGAUUUCUAUGCUUCACUAUGCAAGACUAGGUGGUUUUCCAUUCUAAUUAAACUGGUAUUAUGUUAUGGGAGAAUCCUGAACCCCCCCAUGUGACUGAAGGUGGACUAACCGAUUACAAUGAAUAAGAACUGAGUGAACUGUCAAGGCGUAGUUGACCAGUGUCAGCCUGACCAUUUUGGUUAAACAGUCGGUAGCUGAACAGUGAUUACUGAGUAACGUACCGAUGUUCAAGAAGUAUGGAGUACAUUUUGUGUUAAUAUAUUUCUGCAAUAGGUUAGUUUUAGAUAACUACAACCAACUAUUUAUUUAUGUAAUACCAUUUUACACCAGACGUGUAUACUCACAUCAUAACAUAUUAUAAAGGAAUUUGCAGGCUCAUUACUAAAUUCACAGAUAAUGGAAAUAUAGCAAAAUAAAUAUUUGUUGAGAAUAACGACAAAGUAAAAACAACUGUGUAUUGUAGUGUGAGAAGAAAAACUAUGGAAACGGAAUUGUGUGAGGAUUAUGUUAAAUGUGAAACACCAUCUAAAAGAAAUGAUUUUACUGAAGAGAUACCAACUGAUAUACAAACAACAUCAUGCUACUCUGAUAUCUGUAAAAAGCCAUUCUCAGAAAGUGGUUGCUUAAAUUCUCACAAACAUACUCAUACAGGAGAGAAACCAUAUCAGUGUGAUAUCUGUGGGAAAUCAUUCUCACAGAAAGGUAACUUAAGUAAACACAAAUUUAUUCAUACAGGAGAAAAACCAUAUAACUGUGAUAUCUGUGGUAAAUCAUUCUCUCAAGUAUAUAAUUUAGUUAUUCACAAACGUAUUCAUACAGAUAAAAAACCAUGUCACUGUGAUAUCUGUGGUAAAUCAUUUUCUCAGAAAAGUAACUUAACUAAACAUCAACGUAUUCAUACAGGGGAGAAACCAUAUGAAUGUAAUGUCUGUGGUAAAUCUUUCUCUCAAAUAUAUAAUCUAAUUAUUCACAAACGUAUUCAUACAGGAGAGAGGCCAUAUCAGUGUGAUAUCUGUGGUAAAUCUUUCUCACAAAAUGAUGACUUAAAUAGACAUAUACGCAUUCAUACAGGAGAGAAGCCAUAUCAGUGUGAUAUCUGUGAUAAAUCAUUCUCUCGGAAAGGUAGCUUAAGCACUCACAGACACAUUCACACAGGAGAAAAACCAUAUUUCUGUGUUAUGUGUGGUAAAUCUUUCUCUCAAAAUGCUCACUUAACUAAACACAAACACAUUCAUACAGGAGAGAAGCCAUAUAAAUGUGAUAUUUGUGACAAGUCAUUUUCUCAGAAAUGUAAUUUAACCACACACAAGCACAUUCACAUUGGCCAGAAAUCAAAACCAUAUGACUGUGAUAUCUGUGAUAAAUCAUUCUCUCAGAAAAGUAACUUAAGUACGCAUAAAUACAUUCAUACAGGACAGAGGCCAAAACCAUAUCAAUGUGAUAUCUGUGGUAAAUCAUUCUCUCUGAAAACUAACUUAACGACACACAAAUACACUCAUACAGGAGAGAUGCCAAAACCAUAUCAGUGUGAUAUCUGUUGUAAAUCAUUCUCUCAGAAAGGCAGCUUGACUACACACAAACACAUUCAUAUAGGAGAGAAA
Octopus bimaculoides (California two-spot octopus) is the source of this 2113-nucleotide messenger RNA. RefSeq lists its product as uncharacterized. The record is from RefSeq and is a predicted model, not a curated record. NCBI's taxonomy places the organism in Eukaryota, Metazoa, Mollusca, Cephalopoda, Octopoda, Octopodidae. Gene Ontology annotation, biological process: regulation of gene expression. Gene Ontology annotation, cellular component: nucleus.